This is a messenger RNA of Prunus persica (peach), 1995 nucleotides long. RefSeq names its product disease resistance protein TAO1. The record is from RefSeq and is a predicted model, not a curated record. The transcript has 5 exons. Gene Ontology annotation, molecular function: ADP binding; ATP hydrolysis activity. Lineage: Eukaryota; Viridiplantae; Streptophyta; Magnoliopsida; Rosales; Rosaceae. Gene Ontology annotation, biological process: defense response. Bases 430 to 1995 code for a protein of 521 amino acids.
AGCCCUUCUCAAAGCAAUUGAAGAGUCACGGAUUUUUCUCAUUGUAUUCUCUGAAAACUAUGCAUCCUCAAGCUAGUGCUUAGACGAACUCGUUGAGAUCCUUCGAUGCAAAAGCUCAACGAAUCAAAUAGGUUGGCCCAUUUUUUACAAAGUGGAUCCUUCGCAUGUACGGAACCAAACAAAUAGUUUUGGUGAUGCAUUUGCUGACAUGAACUGCAGAUUUAAGGAUAAUACGGAGAAGGUGCUAAGGUGGAGGAGCGCUCUUAGAGAAGCAGCAAGUUUGAAAGGAUAUACUUGCAAGGCGGGAGAGUCUGAAGCUACAUUUAUCAACCACAUCGUUGAAGAGAUUGUAGUCCUAGUGCUGAACCGCACAUAUUUGAAUGUGGCGAAGUACCCAGUUGGAAUUCACUCGUGUUAAGAGCUGUGGAAAUGCUUUUAUGUGCUGGUGGGAAUGGUCGCCGCAUAGUUGGGAUAUGGGGGACAUCUGGAAUAGGCAAGACAACAAUUGCGAAAGCUAUUUAUAAUGCAAUUGCUCAUAAGUUCGAAGGGUGUUGUUUCUUGGCAGAUGUUAGAGAAAAUUCAAUGCCACAUGGAGGCUUAAUCCAACUACAGGAGACUCUUCUUCAAGAGAUUCUAGGUGGCAACAAGUUGAAAAUUGUUAGUGCUGAUAAAGGUAUCUCUAUUAUACAAAAAUUGCUAAGGCAUAAAAGGAUUCUCUUAAUUCUUGAUGAUGUGAAUCAAUUGGAGCAAUUAGACAACUUGGCUGGAGUUGGUUGGUUCGGUGAGGGUAGUAGAGUCAUCAUAACUACACAAGAUAGCGGAUUGCUAAAAUGUUAUGGAAUUGAGUUGAUAUACGAGGUCCAUAAGUUAUAUGACAACCAAGCUCUUGAGCUUUUCAGUUUGAAUGCCUUUGGAAGAAAUGAACCUCCAAAUGAUUAUUUGGAACGAGCAAAACGAGCAAUAGCCUAUGCUCAAGGCCUUCCACUAGCUUUAACACUUUUAGGCUCCCAUCUUCGUAUACAGAAAAUACUUCGAAAAAGUUAUGAUGCAUUAGAUAAUUCAGUGCAACAAGUUUUUCUUGACAUUUCAUGCUUCUUCAAGGGUAUGAGAAAGUUGGAAAAAUUUAAGUAUAUGCCAAAGCUGAAAUCUUUGAAUUUGAGUGGCUGUCAAUUCUUAAAAAAAAUAUCUGACUUAUCCAUAAUCCCAAAUAUAAAGUCGCUGAAUCUGAGUAAGUGUACAAGUUUGGUUGAGGUUAAUGAUUCUGUUGGACUCCUUGAUAAACUUGUUGAAUUGAAUCUUGAUGGAUGCUUUAAGCUUACGAGGUUUGCAACAGCACUGAGAUUGAAAUCCCUGGAAAGACUUUGUCUACGUAAUUGUGGAAGGCUUGAGAGCUUCCCAGAAAUAGAGGACAAGUUGGAAUCCCUGGUGAUUUUGAAUAUCGGAGAAAGUGGCAUAAGAGGAUUGUCAUCAUCAGCUGCAUAUCUUACUGGGAUUACAUUUAUGAGUGCUGGUUAUUGUGACAACCUUACAUUUACGUCAUUGCGUAGUAUAUAUGGAUUGCAACGUCUCACUACAUUGGGCGAUAAGGUGACCUCUGACUCAAACAUCUCAUUAGCGCUUCCCAAGCUAGUUUUCUUUAAUCUCCAAGGAUGCAAUUUAUCAGAAAGUAACUUCGUCCUGCCUCUCGACUGCUGGUUCACGUUUACAUUUCUUGAUCCAUCAGGAAACAAUUUUGUCAGAUGUCCGGGACACAUUAGAAAAUUUGCCAACUUAUGGUUUGUUAGAUUAAAUGGUUGCAAGGGGCUUCAAGAAAUUCCAGAAUUGCUUCGACCAAGUGUAGAUCGGGUACUCCUGCCUAAUUGCACAUCAUUGGAAAAUUUUCCAAAACUUCCCCAGGGGGUUCGGUGGCUGGAUUUGGUCAAUUGUCAUAGACUAGGUGGCUAUGAGAUUGAUAGGAUUUUUAGUGCCUGUGCAAACAGGGUUAAAAUCACAUAA